AUGAACAAAAAUAUUAAGAAUAAGGAGAAAACUUUGGAUCAUUUCUUCUCAGUAUUACCGUCAAAACCAAAUUCUAAUUCAGAUAAAAUUGACUUAGACAGUCUACCAGAUGAUCCUCCAAAUCACCAAAUCACAGAAGUUACUGAUGGAGAUAAUAGAGACCCUGUAAAAGGUUAUGAAAAUGCUAAGAUUUCUCUCACACUUAAUGAAGGUCCAUUUCAACCAAAAAAUGUAUUGUAUCCAUUACGUAAUGGAAGAAAAUUUCGGGAAAUAUGGUUUACACAAUACAAAUGGCUUGAAUAUAGUAUAGCUCUAGAUUCUGCUUUUUGCUUCUUUUGUAGAGCGUUUUAUAAAUCUAAUAAAAUGGAUGAUGCAUUUACAUGCAAAGGUUACAGUAAUUGGAAAAAAGCAAUUGAAAAAUUUAAUAAUCACCAAAAGAGUAAUAUCCAUUUAGAAUCUUCGGUAAAAGUUGAUGAAUUUACAAAAAGUUUGCGUAAAAAUAGUGGUACAAUUGUAGACAAAUUAGAUUCUCAGGUAUUGCGCUACGUGGGCAUAAUGAACACAAUGAAAGUGACAAUCAAGGAAACUUCCUUGAACUUAUGA
Messenger RNA from Macrosiphum euphorbiae (potato aphid), 603 nucleotides. NCBI's taxonomy places the organism in Eukaryota, Metazoa, Arthropoda, Insecta, Hemiptera, Aphididae. The record is from the annotation of a GenBank genome assembly.